Tremella mesenterica DSM 1558 is the source of this 378-nucleotide messenger RNA. RefSeq lists its product as uncharacterized. The transcript has a single exon. Lineage: Eukaryota; Fungi; Basidiomycota; Tremellomycetes; Tremellales; Tremellaceae. The record is from RefSeq and is a predicted model, not a curated record. Bases 1 to 378 code for a protein of 125 amino acids.
AUGUAUUCGAUGUACUUUCUCAACACAGGAUUAACUUUAACUUCGGACAUGGACGGGAGCCCAGAACCGAGUGCUUUUUCACAUGACAUUUCUGAUGCGAAUGGCGAGGAGCAGUUACGCAACAUUAUGGGUGAUCUGUCCUUGACUCCCAAGUCAGAGAUAAACCGUCCGGUACCAGCUUCAUCGGGGGAAGAGGACGAUGACGGUGAAGAUCUCGUGGGGGACGAGAUCGAAAUGGAUGAAGGAAGUGAACACUCUACUGGAUUCACUCCCACCAUUAAUGGAAACGAUAGACCUCUGAGGAGGAUCUUCACCUCGGGCGUUUUGGGCAACAUGUUAGCCGAUAGAAUCGGGCCAGGACGGCCGAACCGCCGUUAG